Dentiscutata heterogama is the source of this 2425-nucleotide messenger RNA. Lineage: Eukaryota; Fungi; Glomeromycota; Glomeromycetes; Diversisporales; Gigasporaceae. The record is from the annotation of a GenBank genome assembly.
AUGAUUGUUACACUUUUGUUGUGGGUAACACUUUUAAUUGUGUCUAUCGGAAUUAAACAAACAAAAAGCAAUAUUUCGAACUUUACAUAUGUAGAAACAGUGAAAUAUGAAGGAAAUACAUUACCUCAUGUGUGGAACUCGAUCGUGUAUGAUGAUGGAACUAUCGUUUUACGUAUAGUUCGUGAAGAUCCUGGUUCCAACAAACUUAUACCAAAUGCAACAAUAUCAAAUACAACAAUGUGCUUACAAAAUUUAUUAUCAUUGAGAAUUCUAUUUUCUAACGGAACAGUAAUUGAACAAAAUAUUGACUUGGAAAUUCAAUCACUAAACUAUUGCAUUUCUAAACUUGAUGUUAAUUCGGAUCUUUUUGAUCCCAUCAAACUUUAUGCGUUAAAUACUAAUUAUGUUCUAGUAACUUAUUAUAAUGCUACUAAUGUAAAUGAUAAUUCUACAUAUUCAUAUUGGGGAAUGGUCGUGGACUGGAAUGGAAAUAAAUACCGUCCAAUAAACUUUGGUCCUACAAUAUUCUCGAUGCAAAAUAUGAAUAGUGUUUGUAGAAAUAUUAAUCCAGAUAAAGGGUUUUUGCGAUUAAGUAUAUCUUCUAAUGCUAUUGACUGGAGACAAUAUAUCAUGGCCGAUAAUGGGGAUAUAAAUCAGUUAAAUGCAACUGGAACAAUUGAUAUUAGUGGUUCUUUUCGUAGUACUUUGUUCGAGGCGAUUUCAACAGUAAAUGAAGAUUAUGCUAUCAUCUUUGGUAGCACUUUUAAUUCGACAUCUAAUUCGACAUCUAAUAAUUCAUCAGAUAUUUUAUCUUCUCAUGGAACAUUACGUAUUUAUCCACUGGAAUAUAACAAAAAUAGCACCGGAACUUCUCUUUUGCUUUGGCAAACCUCUCUACAAAACUUAACCUUCUCAUAUCUUCAAUGCGUUGUUUCUAAUACCGGUGUAGGCCACAUGUGCACGAUGACAGUAACACAAUCGGUUCAAUCUGAAGAUGACUCAGAUAUUAUCAUUAAUAACGUAUUUUAUGUUAAGGUUACUUUUCUUUCUUCAGGUUCUGCUCUUGGGUUUACAACAUUGAAUCAUAAUUUACCCCAAAGUGUACCAGAAAAUGUUGAUCAAUUGAUUAUUAAACCGUUGCCAUGUGGUGGAUAUUUACUUUCUGCAUACACAUCUAAUGCGACUGGUGUAUUUUUUUAUGGUUAUAUUUUUAAUGAAACUGGUCAAGAUCCAAUUCCAUGGGAACUGUCGAUACCUGUUAAUUUAAAUAUUGCAGGAGUAACAACCAUAUUACCAAACAAUUCUAUGAUACUAGCAUUAAAUGAAACUGUUGAUACGUGGAGACUACUUACUGUGGAUUUACCAAAUUUAUUAAAUAUUUCAUAUGUAUAUUCCAACCCAGCAAUCGAUUCUACAUAUCCUUCGAUCAAUGCUAGUAUGUUAGAUGCAAGUUCAUUAUUAUAUCUUAAUGUGACCUUUCGUAAUUCUGUGGAACUUUCAGAUGGUAAAAUAUCAAUAUACCAAUCCGGUUCAACUACUAGAAUACAAAAUCUUCGUCAAUCAACACCGGCAAAUUUGUGUACUAUCAUUGAUGAUCUGACGGUGAAAGUGAAUAUUUUACCUUGCACUUUUAGUGUGCCUGGUGCCAGUUAUUAUGUCAUGUUUGAUAAUAAUUUUGUAAUGAAUUAUGCUUAUAAAGAGCCUAUAAUAGGAUUACGUGAUCCUCCAAAAGAAGAUAUUUUUGCGGCUUCCGAAACAGGUCUUUUACGUUUAACGGUGAAUGGUACAAUGUACCUUGAUUCUCUCAAUAAAAAUCUUCGAAGCCAAUUCUUUUCCAAUUUAACUGCUGAACUUUCUCGAAUGAUUCCAGUUGACCAAAGCCGAUUGUCAACAAAUGGAAUAUCUCAAGUAGAUCCUUCAAAUAAUGCCGAGAAACAAGAAUUAAUAAAUCUUGAAAUAAAAUCAACAAACGAUCCCGGACAACCAAAUGUUAAUAGAAUUAUUAAUAUUUUAGAUAAUUUAAUCAAGAAUAAAGAUUAUACUCCAAUAUCACAAGGUCAAACUACUCAAUAUUUGGAUUCCGUAUACGGAUUUCAACAAUCACCUGAUCUAUGGCAAAAGUAUAUGAUGAGAUUUAUAUUGAUUUUUGUUGCCAUCAGCAUUCCUAUAAUUCUCUUCAUUAUAGCGCGAUGUAAAAACAAAAAGGGACAUAACAUUGUUAUUAUACAUUUGGGCUUGAUUAUUUUUGAUGUAGUAAUAACUUCUCUCUUUGUUGGUAAUAAUGGUAAAGAUGUUAUAUGGCUUUAUAUUCCAAGAGAUACGGAAAGUAGAUAUAGCAAUUAUAACGGUGGAAUAAAUGUUGUUGACAAUGAUACAAGAUAUCCCACUGAUGAAACAUACGAUGAUGAUAUUAUAGAAGUUGUUG